AGAGAGAGAGAGAGAGAGAGAGAGAGAGAGAGAGAGAGAGAGAGAGAGAGAGAGAUGAAAAGCAUGCCAAGCGAGAGAGAGGCGCUCAUACUGAAGGAGGCAGAGGCAACAGCUACAGCAACAGCACGCUCCUUCCCCAUCCUCCCUCUCCUUUCUCAUAAUCCAACAUCCACCCAGGGGGAGAUGGAGGGCGCCCCGACCCGUUGAGGAGGACUGUCUCCAGGAGAGGAAGCUCUCACAUGAGACCCCCUCCUGCGAAUGCCUGGAUACAUUUUUUUGGGACAAUAACCAACAGGCAGUGAAAGGAGGUGUGUACACAGGAGCCUGUCGGUGGGAGGGAGGGAGGGAGAAGGAGAGAAAAGAGGGGGAUAAGGUUUGGUACAGCUGCUGAUACCGGGGUCUGAGAGUGAGACAGACUGAGGGGGACUUGAGGAGUGAAGGAACGGCACGUGUGGAGCAGUGUCAGCAACUUGUGGGCCAAGAAGAGAGGAAAAUAGAUUCACAUACGCACACAGCUGGACAGAUGAAGAGGCAUCAGGGACCACACUUCAGUCCUGGGUGUGUAGUGCACUGACCCUGCCUGCGACAGGUGAGGAGUCAGAAGACCAGGGCCAUGAUUGGCUCUCCUGGCCCUGGUGGGCGUGCCUUAGUGCCAUGGCCGAGGGUGUGUCGAUGGGUCCUGGUUGCUUCUCUGGUUGCCAUAAUAACCUUGACGCUGCCAGGAAGUAGCCAGGCCUGUCCGCCACGGUGCGAGUGCUCGGCUCAGCUGAGGUCGGUGUCGUGUCAGCGGCGUCGGCUCACCAACAUCCCAGAGGGCAUCCCCACAGAGACACAACUUCUGGACCUCAGCAAGAACCGUCUCCGCUGGGUGCAAGCAGGUGACCUGGCACCGUACCCGCGGCUGGAGGAAGUGGACCUCAGUGAGAACCUCAUCGCCACAUUAGAGCCCAAUGCCUUCGCUACCCUCCAGAGUCUUAAAGUCCUGAAGUUAAGGGGAAACCAGCUGAAGUUAGUGCCCAUGGGGGCCUUUGCCAAGCUGGGCAAUCUGACCAGCCUGGACCUGAGCGAGAACAAGAUGGUGAUUUUAUUGGACUACACCUUCCAGGAUCUGAGGAGUCUGAAAUAUUUGGAGGUGGGAGACAACGACCUGGUUUAUAUAUCCCACAAGGCAUUCUCAGGGUUACUGGGGCUGGAAGAUCUCACAAUAGAGCGCUGCAACCUGACAUCCAUCUCUGGCCAGACACUGUCUUACCUCCGCAGUCUGGUCACCCUUCACCUCCGUCACCUCAGCAUCAUUGCCCUGGAGGACCAAAACUUCCGCAAGCUCUCCAACCUGCGGGGUCUGGACAUCGAUCACUGGCCGUACCUUGAGUACAUCUCCCCUUUUAGUUUCCAAGGCCUGGACCUCCACUGGCUCUCCAUUACCAACACCAACAUCACCUCUGUCCCCUCCGUUUCCUUCAAGAACCUGGUGCACCUCACCCACCUCAACCUAUCCUACAAUCCCAUCACCACACUAGAGCCCUGGGCCUUCAAGGACCUGCUGAGGCUGAAGGAGCUCAUCAUGGUAAGCACAGGGUUGAUGACAGUGGAGCUUCAUGCCCUUGGAGGCCUCCGACAGAUCCGGGUCCUCAACUUCUCCUCCAACGACCUGCAGACUCUGGAAGAGGGCUCCUUCCACUCUGUCAACAGUCUGGAGACCCUCAGAGUGGAUGGGAACCCCCUGAUGUGUGACUGCCGUCUGUUGUGGAUCCUGCAAAGACGCAAGACCCUCAACUUUGACGGCAGAGUGCCGGUGUGUGCCGGGCCGGUGGAGGUGCAAGGGGUCAGCCUCAGCACCUUCACCGAUUCUGCACUCUUCGAUCACUUUACAUGCCAGAAACCUAAGAUACGCAACCGUAAGCUGCAGCAGGUGAUCGCUCGUGAGGGCCAGCCAGUGAGCUUUCUGUGUCGAGCAGAAGGAGAACCUGCACCUGCUAUUGUCUGGAUUUCCCCACAGCGCAGACGGAUCACAGCCAAGAGUUCAGGGCGCAUUAUUGUUCUCCCUAGUGGCACCCUGGAGAUCCGCUACGCCCAGCUUACUGACAGCGGAACAUAUAUCUGCAUCGCCAGUAACGCCGGAGGCAAUGACACCUACUUCGCCACACUCACAGUGCGUGGCCAGCCGCUAGAUGCCGCCUCAGCCUUCUUUCUCAAUCGCUCGCUGUACAGCGGCGACUUCUUCAACGACACAAAUCUGAACAGCACGCGUGUUUUCCUCAAGUUCACCUUGGACCUGACCACCAUCUUGGUCUCCACGGCAAUGGGUUGCAUCACCUUCCUGGGGGUGGUCCUCUUCUGUUUCCUGCUGUUGUUCGUGUGGAGCCGGGGACGCGGCCAACGCAAGAACAACUUCACAGUGGAGUACUCUUUCCGGAAAUCUGAACCCGCCACUGGAGGCUCCUCAGGAGGGACCAGGAAGUUCAACAUGAAGAUGAUAUGAAACAACGCAGCCAGGGGUCCCUCAGGGGAGGCAUGAGCACGUCCCAAAAACGUGUUUGACACACACAAACACACACAGCCACUGACUCGCAAAGAAGUUUGAAAUCACAGUAUAGGUUCAUGUCUAUGGUUCUAUUCAAAAUUGAGUGCCCACAUCAAAACUGGAGCCAUGACUUAAUUUGGUUUGAUUUGUAUGAAUGAAAACAAAAUGACCCUGAUCUCUCUGCCUCUCAGUGGUUUUAUUCAGCUUGUGGUGAAAAGCAUGUUUGAAGGAUACUGUAAGAAACAACAGUAUUGAUAGAUUCGAAAGAGCUACUUGUCAUCCAUGCUUGAUAAGAUUAAUAGAGUUAAGAAUUAUAGGAGAUAAGUUUUGGAAAUCAGCAUGAUUACUGAGCUGUGGAAUACUGGUAGUCCUGUCUCUCAGCUACAUUAAUGAGAAAAUUAAAAAGAUUUCCUGUUUCAUUUAAAGUUCCCUUUACUGUAUUCUGUGCAGUCAGGGAUUUUAAAAGACAUGUAAUGCAGGGAGACCUGGCUACCAUCCAGUUAUAGAAUUUGUAGCUAUGCUCUACUAAAGUCUGCCUUGUUAAGAAUCAUGCAUGUAGAAACGCAGUUGAGAGUUAAGUUGUAAGAUCACACCACUGAAUAAAACAAAUUGUUUUGAAAGACAGUUUGAAUAUGUUUUUCUAUAAAACAUGUAACAGCCACCUUUAUCUAUUCUGACCACGGCUGAACAGUGAGGAGGGUUCUAUAGGGUCAAACACUUCAUUAACAUUAUCAUAUGUAAUUUGUUUUAAUAAACAAAAGCUUAAUGGAUGUAACAUAUGAUCUGAUAAUAAUAUCUGAUAAGAAGCAAUAGAUUUGGAUCAUUCACAUAGAUGACAAAUAGACAAAAGAAACAUGAUUUGGCCUUUUCUUCUUUGUGAGAUUUUGCGACAACGUUAGCUGUGUGAGUUUGGGACGAGCGCACUGGCCGAGAGCUGCUGUGGCUGCCCGCGGCCCGGAGGGUUUGGUUAGGAAGUCAAGCCCACCGGACACGGGCCGCCACAGUAACCAUAGCAACCAACACAGGAGAUCGCAAGAGGGACCGAACUGGUGGCCACAGGAGGGUUGCUGUGUGGAAGGGGAGGGAGGAGAAAAAAGUCAAUGUGACCUCUUCUUCCUCUCCCUUACAUCACAAGCUACGUUCAUCCUCUUUCAUCAACAGGAGAGGGUCGACCUGCCGGCCUCUACCCUCCGUCCCUGCUCUCUGCUGUGUUGGUGGAUGCCUGACCUUCCCAGCGCUGCCAGGGGGGAGCAGCCUGGAGAGUUGGGUCAUACUCAGAGGCAGACAGAGGACACACACACACACUCAUCCUAGUAGUGGAAAACACACAUAGCAACACAUGUAUAGCACCUUUUCUCAGGAAAAGUGAAGUAACUACCCUACAGAGUGAGUGUAACCACACAUACUUACUCUGUUACAUUCCAGCAAUACUGUAUGUAGAGCCAUAAAGCCAAAAUUAAUUCUCUAAGAGAGAACUGAUGUAAAUUUGUGAGUGAAGAAACAAAGCCAUAAUAUGUGUAGGUUGUUUUUUUAUACAGUAGCGCAUGCAUGAUUCAGUUAUAUAAUAACAAUUAGUGCUACUGCCAUCUUACAAGCUGUCGUGAUGAUCACAAGACCAUCUGCUGUCACUGGGCUUGCAUAAAGUUGCACCCCAUUAAACACACACACAAACACACACACACAGAAGAGGUAAAAAAUCACAACAAGGUUAUUUGGAUUGAUAGAAACAACAAUCACAGUUACACAUGACUAAACAUACAAACUGAUAAAGCACUACAGCAAUCACAAAGUGUGAUGCUGACUGCUCUCUCUCUGUCUCUGAGGCGGUCGGUGUGCGAAUGUCUCUGCCCCUAGCCCAGUGCAUCCCCCCUCCUCACCCCCACACCCCCACACACCCCCACUGGGUCCUCCUUUGGGAGGGGUCCCUGGCUGGAGAUCGAGUAUUCAAAUGUAAAUGAAGUCGUGUUAACCCUACCCACGCCAUGUGCAUCGUAUAGUGGAGAGUAGUACUGUGGUUUUAAAAACAAACAAAAAAAUGACAAAAAACUUUAUUUGAAGUGUUCUGUUGCUUCUUGUUUGUCCUCCAUUUUAAUUUCCUCAGUUGUUGUUCUCCGUGACCUUUUGGCUGUUUACCGUUUUAAAGUUCCCCAUCCUCCGUGUGGGACUGUUCUGUUCUCAACACCUAAUAACGUUCCCACUCACUAGACAAUAUAUAUAUAUAUUUCCUAGUAAUCAAUUUAGACAUAAAAUAAAAUCUUUAAGAGCUAAGACAUUUCAGGUUUUAACGGCAACCUGAUUUACUAGUUUGAAACUAGCUAGUUGCCAAGAAGUAAUGGAAUAUGGUCGACAUAUCUGACCUGACAAUUAAUCAAAUUGCUGUUUAAUGAUGUAAACUGGAAAGAUUUUAAAUCACAUUUCACCAAAACACACACUAUAGCUCAAAUUACAACGCAUGAUGCCUAAUGCCAAUAACAUUAAACUAAAUGGCCAAAUAACGUUGGUUAGGUUAGUAUGAUUAUAUGUUUCCCGCUCAUUCUAAAUGAAUACUCUGAAACACUCAUAUUUCUCUCCAUAUAUAAGACAUUUCUUACGUUUUAAUGGUGCAACUCAAGUAAGCAAAUCCCUGUUUUGAAACUAGCUAGUAGUUAAUACAAACUUAGGAAGGACUCUACACACAAACUUAGUGAAGGAUUUACAAAUAUCUGGUGCUAUUCAACUCACUGACAUGUGCAACAUGUCAUGAAAGGUUGCAAGUACAUAUUGUUAUUUUAAUACUGUAAAAAGUUUGGAACCACUGAUCUAAAGUACACCUACAACACUGCAUAAAGACAGGUAAAUAAUUUGCCCCAGGUAAGAGAGAACCUCAAACUCUCAAAACUUUUGCAAAUAAAUCCUGCAAACUCCAUUUUUGUCCCUUGUGAGGGAUGAUGAAACCUCGGCUUCUGUGUCAGGAUGAAUAACUGAACAGCUGUUAAAGAUUCAUGAGGCCGAAUGAGAAUAGAUGAACAAAUUGGCCUGGUUUUCACACCACCUUCAACAGUGUCAGCGGCCAUUUUUGUGUUGAGAACAGGACGUUGCCUUCAUGGACGUCUCCUCUCCCUGAGCCGACCCUCUUGUGUUUCCAUUCCCCCGUAUUUACAGUGGAAAUUAGGUGUAGAAGACAGUGAGAAUGUCUGUAGUGACUAUCGAUGGUGUUAUUGUGUAAACAUCAAUCACAAAGAGUAGAUGAGGUUGUGUUUCAUUUUAUUAUCUUCUUCUCCUUCUCCCCCUCUUUACCGUCCUCCUCCCUUCUUCCUGUUCCCUGUCUUCUUAACAUUUCCAACCCUUGUUGUCCCUGUUCACAGUAUUAGGCUGGAAUAUGGUUGUGUGGUAGUAUACACGUGUUCUGUAUGGUCGAUGAGUCAGUGUUGUCGUGUUAUGAUUUGUUGCUCCUCGUGAUGCCAUCGAACACGGAGCAGUGAUUGGAUCAGUGGAGACAAAAGAUGAAAGGGGUGACCCAGGUUCCCUAAAAAAAAACAUUUGUUCCCCUACUCAUUCCUGAAAAACCAUUUCUGGAACUUUCCCGCUCUGCGCAAUGCCACUCUGGGGUCUUUCUCUGGAUAUGAAAACCCAUGGACUGUACUGUAUGUAUUUUCUCUGAUGAUAUCUUGUCACGCUUUAACUUACAGAUGUAGAAAGGGGGGUUGGGUUGUUGUAAUACCGUGAUUAUGAGCCUACACUCUUUCUGCCUACUGUGGUACACUGAGUCAUUUUCACAAGGAAUCCAUUCACUGAAAACUGACAUUUUCAUUUUGGUCAGGGUUGAAAAUAAGCAUUGUAUGUAUUCAAGUCCCACAAGUCAUUGAAAGCUGUAGAAACUCAAUUUGCUUCAAGCUACAUGCUCUGUUCUAAUUGAUAGAAUUGACACUUUGCCAAACAAUUGUUUAGCAGCUCUCUUUAAAAUAACAGUACACAUUGGCAUCGCCUCAGUCUCGGUGUUUGUAGAUACCAGUGGAGCUGAGCUUGAUUCAUCUCCUCUGCCGUGAUACUUGAGAAAAUAGGCUGAGCGAUCCCCCCGCUCCCUCCUCGGGUUCGUCCUUGCCGGGGGUUGGUGUACUGUAGUCUAGACGCCCCAUUUACAGCAGCAGCAGCAGCAACCUCACUUUUAGGAUACCUUCCACUGGGGAACUCUUCAAAGACGCAGACUAAAAUAAGACAAACCCUGAGACACCAAUAAUCAUGGCAUCAUCACCAGCCAAGCCUGAAUUAUUCAUUUCUAUAAAUUUUGUAACAUUGUUUCCAUUCUAUUUCUCAACUAAAGGAGGUUUUGCCUUCAGUCCUCUCAGCUGUUCUCUUACUAUUCAGCCAAGAAAGAACUAUUUUAUUCUUACCUUUAAGACUGCUCUACAGCCUUGGUUUCCUGUCAUUUCUGACUCCAUAUUAGCUGUAAAUGAAUCCAUCUUCAACUCCAGAUCCCACAGCUGCUGUUGUGUUUGGAUUAGACUUGAGUUGAAUUAUCAGAGCUGAGAGGAGCAGUAAUGGGAUGACGGAGAAGUGAGCUCGGCUGAUUGGGUGAUUACUUGGCUUGUUUGUCCCAUUUCCAUAACAGACCUCUCAGAACAGUGUGUCAUACAAAUACUGGAGGCUUAUGUUAUUUGAGCUUUUUACAUAUUUGUUAGAUAGAGUAAGUAUGGUGGUUUCUCUAAUUGGACAAAGAGGUGGUAAUGCAAAGCAGUCAUUGUUUACUGAUAUUUUGGUAUCAUUUGGUAUAAUGUAGUAGAGCAUUGCUGAAGGAUUGUUUAAAGCACCUUGGACAGACAACUGCUUCAUCUUAACCUUGACCAGACAAUUGCAAGUGCAGCCCUUUCUAUGUGGUAAUACUGACCCCAAGUGGUCAAUGUGAGUAACUGCAACAAAUGGGACCAUAAUGCUGAUGUACCAGUAUUGUAUGUGGUGGGAAAAUAAAUAAAUAACAGCUCUGGGUCUCAUACAGUGAAACACUGAAGAGAGCAAAAUUGACUGUUAGCUUCAUAAAUCAGUGAUUCACUGAUUUUCUUAUAGCCAUAGCGUGAUCUCUUCUCCACUCUGGGUGUCUGGGCGUUGUUUGCUCUCAGCUACCUGUGAGGGAAGCAGAGUUAUCAGGAGAGGCUUCCAUCAGAUGAUCAAAAGCAACAGUUCUGACCUGGUUUGCUGGAACUCAGUCUGUAGACUAGACAAAUACUUUCUGAUGCCCCCGCCAGUCUUACCACCAUCAUAACAAACAAUAACAAACCAUAAUAAAAUGUCACAGCAACAUUCUUUCUCUGUACAUGACUGAGAGCUGAUUGCAAACAAUCGGUUCCUCUCUAGAGAAAAAACUUUCUUUCUUGUGGUCUUAGCAGGUUUAAUCUAUGCAUGCCUUUUGUAUACAGUGAUUGGUCUUGCCAAACUCUCACCGACACUUGUACAGAGAGCUAUGGGUGCCAUUGUUGCUGGCCAUGGGACUGGUUGAAACAAACCUACUGUAUGAGCAAGUGAGACCAUUGAAGUGUUUUUAAUUUGGUACAAAUUAAAGCCAGGGGAAAAUAAUCACCUGCACCUGCAUUCCUGAAUAUUUAAAUGUGGAGUGUGGAUCUUAGGAAAGAAGCAUUUGUUUACUUGGGAUGAUUGUACUUUUACACAUAUCUAUCCACACACAGAGGAUCUGCUCAGAUGUGGAAGCUGUAGAUAAAAUGAUUGAUAUUCCAAGCAGGAUGGUGGGACUGAUCAAUGCUAUAUGGGGAUAGGAUUAUUAAUGGCAUACUUUCAUUGAUCUAUCUUGAACCUUGUCACUCUCCCACAGUCCCUCUGGAGUAGGAGGAGGCGUACAGAGCUCUUACAGACCUGGUUGGCACUCAUUCCUAGGUUUCCACAUUAAGAUGAUUUCACUUUUCCUCUUUUAAGAACGAGAUGGUGCCAGAUUUCGACUUUUUUGUUCCAGGUCUGAGCCGAUGUAACGCUCUCUUACCUCUCCCACUCUUCAGAGGAAGCUGUCGUUGGUAUAGCUCUGUAUUUGUUGAAGCCCUCUAAUGGGAAAUAUUGAAGUUUAUGUCUCAAAUUUGGCUGGGGUAAACUUAUUCUCUUCUCUCUCUUUCUCUUUCUUUUCUGUCUCUGUCUUUUCUCUCUGUCUCUCUAUCAACCUGGCGCCGACCUCGUUAAACAUUUCAGAACAUUUUUUAUUGAUCACUCUUAGUUUUUCCGCUAAAACAUGUUUGUUCCUUGUUGACACAGUUGUUGCUGAUGUCUGAAACCUAGGAAUGGGUGCUGAGCGCUCCAAUUAAAUACAGAGAUAAAAUAAAGACAAGUUAUUCAGCUUGUCGGAUUGAAUGGUGUCAUCUGUUCAAUCAUUAAAGCAUAUGACUGACUCAUAAUAGAGACUGUUAUACAAUAAGUACCAAAUUUGGACUCAAGAACAUCAGACUGUACAUGAAUUAUAAAAUGCAUAUUUUGCACCGUGAUGUUUGGAUCCUUGGAUGUGAAGAACAGAAACUGUACAUAUUAGAUCUAUUAGCCAUAUCAUGUCAUCUAAUCUGUAGACCUCCUUGCCAUGUCUGACAGAGGAAAAUGACUGUUGAACUGUAAAUAGUGUAGGUAUAGUAAUAUAGGAUUUAACUGCUGCUUCUUUACUCCAGGGAUCACCCAUGUUUUGCUCAGUCCCAUGGCUGCUUGGUCUCAAAGGGAAGGAUGAGACAAUAAUGUACUUGUCUAUAAAACACAUAUGAGUUCUUUUUUUAUUUCAAUGUAUGUUUUAUAUACGGUCUGUCUUGUAAAUGAACCGUUUUUCGUCAUAAAAGCAUGAUGUGACUCUG
Messenger RNA from Siniperca chuatsi (mandarin fish), 9330 nucleotides. Its product is annotated as leucine-rich repeat and immunoglobulin-like domain-containing nogo receptor-interacting protein 3. The record is from RefSeq and is a predicted model, not a curated record. The transcript has 4 exons. Gene Ontology annotation, molecular function: protein binding. Bases 614 to 2482 code for a protein of 622 amino acids. NCBI's taxonomy places the organism in Eukaryota, Metazoa, Chordata, Actinopteri, Centrarchiformes, Sinipercidae.